Gryllus bimaculatus (two-spotted cricket) is the source of this 2304-nucleotide messenger RNA. The record is from the annotation of a GenBank genome assembly. Lineage: Eukaryota; Metazoa; Arthropoda; Insecta; Orthoptera; Gryllidae.
AUGCUGGUCAGGCAUCGUCAUCGCAGAGAAGUUUAUUUUGGAGGCGUUAGUAAUUUGGUAUGUGCGCUUCUUACACGAAGUGUGAAUACAUUUUUUGGGUCCGAUGCUGCCAGUCGAAGAGCUAGCAAGUCAGUUUUUGAGAUAGCAUCAAGUGCAGCCGUCGCCUUAUAUAACUUCCAAGCAUAUCCACCUGAGAGCCGAGACAUUAACUGGACUGAGCUGAGGCUCCGCCACCAGUGCGGCCUCCCACAGCCCCAUCCAUCCACACUCUUGAUUCACUCCAUCCCACCCCCGCACAACCACUUCGCCCGGCCCUGCCCUGCCCUCCGUCCCCCUCUUGGUCCCGCCAGAACUUUGUGCGAUGCGUCCUUCCCCUUCCGACAACCUCCUCUUCCAGCCUCACCCAGCCGCCCCUUCCAAACUGAUCUCGUCGCUACCUUUCCUCACUCCAAUCCUCCUGGACACAGCUCACCCUGUGAGCUCCCGCCUCGAUCCGUCUUUCCUCUGCUCAUUCAGCCUUUGCCCGUCACGCCCGCCUCGCCCCACGCGUCGACCGCCGCGCACGACCGUCUACACGCCUGCCCCAGCGUUGCGUCUCCUGCCGACCCAUCAAUAAGCCUCGACCCUCACUGCCGGUUCUCGUCACGCCCCUCCUCGUCACGCCCUCCUCAGAGACCCCUCGUCACGCCCUCUCGCACGCCCCUCCUCGUCACGCCCCUCCUACGUCACGCCCCUCCUCGUCAGACGCCCCUCCUCGUCACGCCCUGCCUCGGUCAGCCUCCUCGUCAGCCCUCCUCGUCACGCCCUCCUCCGUCACGCCCCCUCCUCGUCACGCCCCUCCUCGUCACGCCCACUCCUCGUCAACGCCGCCCUCGUCCUCGCACCACCUCGUUACAUCUCGCCUCGCAUGCUCUGCCUUCCGGCUCGUCCACUUGUCCCGUUGCCAGUCGCGCGCUUCUCCUUGUUAUCCCGCAUUCUCCACCGCUCGCCUCACCACUCCCCAGGGACCACGGUUCCGCCUUGUCACAGUCGUGUCUCGCGACAGCCCGCCUCGUCGCACCCGGCCAGUCUGUAUAUUCAUUUUUCCUGGAAAAAGACGAAGAAGAAGGAGAAGAAGAAGGAGAAGAAGAAGAAGAAGAAGAAGAAGAAGAAGAAGAAGAAGAAGAAGAAGAAGAAGAAGAAGUGGAUGUAGAAGAAGGCGCAGAGCUCUGCUCGAAAACGGGCCCGCACCAUCGGCGUGGCGCCUUCUUCCGCCCAGCCCCAGCCGCUCGCAGGGCGCGCCUCCGCUUGUUCCGGAUUUUCCGCGCGCCCCCGCACUUCAUCAAAACAUUAGACACGUCCGUGGAAUGUCAAGAAAGAAUUGGUCCAAUGCGCCAAGUCCAGCGAAAUGUACAAGACCUGCGAAUCAGGACGUGGAGUGCAAGGGUGUCUAUGAAAACCACGCACCAUCAGUUAAUUUAUGGUUACUCGCGGAUAAAGGGUACACAUAGAAAAGUCUGCGCGUCAUCUCUUGUGCGCAUAUUUUCAGGAAGAGGGUAUACACUAAACAGCGUUCCUUGCGAGUGGCGUCCAUGUGACGUGCCGUAUCUGCCAUACCGCAGAUACGCCUCGGCCCCUCCCCCAACUAAACUCUGCACUAUGCAAGUCCUACCUCCUUCUGACCUUCUGGCCCCCCGUCUCCCUCCCCCUGUCCCACCUCGUCCCUCUGACCCCAUUUCCUCAAGCCAAUCUCUCGCUCUUCUUUCUGAAGGUUUCCCACCGCUGCCACAGCGCUGUCGCAUGCCGGCCGCCCUUAUAUACUCAUUUCCUGGCAGCAUUUCAAAACCAAAAUCGAUUUUAUGUCAAAUAAUGUUAACGCGAAGCGUAUGUCACAAACUGGCCCGCGCCGAGCGUGCUUUGGCCGUGCGGGGGUGGGGGCGGAGUGUCUCCUUGGAAGCGCUCCUGGCGCUAGCCGCCUCCUCGGCCGCCGCGAACCGCCCCGUCCCUUCCAUGCGGCUGCGGAGGCAGCGACGAGCUCGUUCCCUCGAAGCAGCCCUGCGUGCAGAUAAUGGAGUAGGAAAUGACGAACUGGAGCAGCUGUACGUGGAAGUGCUGUACACCAUCGCCAACAAGGUGGGGGCGUCCACGGGACAGUACGCGCACUACAAGGAGGAGCUGUUCAGCUACGCCAAGGAGGCGUUCGGCAUCCCCAACGACGUGCACCGGCGCCUGCUGGCCGUCGCCAGCGAGGAGAAGGUGCGCCCCGCGCUCGCGCCCGCGCCCCCGCCCCCCGGCAAAAUAAGGAAACGGCGAUUGAGCAUUUGA